AUGGUUUUGCUAGCAGGUGUUGUUUCAACAACUAUUACCAUAUCAAACAAGUGUAACUACACAGUAUGGCCGGCCAUUCAUACCUCAGAACCAUUGGACGAAGAUCUCUCCACAAGUGGUUUUUCCCUUAAAAAAACGGAGUCAAAGAAUAUAACAACCCCGGAUAAGUGGACUGGUCACUUAUGGGGUCGCACCAAUUGCACUCAAGAUGGUACAGGAAGAUUCUCCUGUUUCACAGGAGACUGUGGCUCCGGCAAAAUACAGUGUCCAAGAAGACAUGGCUCGAGUCCUAUAACAGUGGCAGAGUUCAAGCUUGAUUUUUCCGGUGAACUUGAUGUUAUUUAUGUUAGCUUGCUUAAUGGCUACAACCUGCCUUUGCUUGUUGUGUCUACUGAUCAAAGAUGCGAAAGCUCGGGAUGUACGGUGGAUUUGAAAAGCUCGUGUCCUAGUUCAAAACUUAUGUUUAAUGGUUCUGAUGGGAAGAUAGCGGGGUGCAGGAGCCCUUGUGCAGCCUAUGGAUCAUCACAAUAUUGUUGUAAUGGCACGCAUAAUACACCUGAUACUUGCAAGCCUUCUUCUUAUUCUCGAACUUUUAAGAAGUCGUGUCCAAAAGCUUUUUCUUAUCCUCUUGAUGAUGAGAUGACUGGCUCCCUUUGUGUAUCAAUGCAUUACCAUGUUACCUUCUGUCCAGGAGUUACAGUUAGCGGUCUUCUUAUCAUUUCUUCUGUAGUGAUUCUUAUUCUGAGGGCCAAAUGGUGUUGGAAGUCCGAAAAAGUUGAGCAGGAUGUGGAACAUGAUCAUUUAAAGCAAGUUCCAGGAAUGCCUCUGAAGUUUUCAUACCAAGAACUUUGCGUUGCAACCGAUGAUUUCAAGGAGAUACUUGGAAGAGGAGGCUUCGGGUCUGUAUUCAAAGGGAAAUUGGCGGAUGGAACAGAAAUUUCUGUGAAGAGGUUGGAGAAAUUAGGCCAAGGAAGGAGUGAGUUUUUAGCAGAAGCCGAGGCAAUUGGAAGUCUGAACCAUUUUAACUUGGUGAGAUUGAUUGGAUUUUGCGCAGAGAAAUCCUUUAGGCUUUUGGUUUUUGAGUAUUUGAGCAGCGGAUCCUUGGAUAAUUGGAUUUUUACGAAUGUCCAAAGAUCUUUCCUCGAUUGGCAGACCAGGAAGAUGAUUAUACUCGACAUAGCAAAAGGGCUGGCUUAUCUUCAUGAAGACUGUCGACAUACCAUAAUACAUCUUGAUGUAAAACCACAGAACAUCCUUUUGGAUUCAAAUUUCCAUGCCAAAAUCGCUGAUUUUGGGUUAUUCAAGCUAAUUGAUAGAGACAUAAGCCGAGCUCAAAUCCCAAUGAGAGGAACCCCUGGAUAUAUUGCUCCAGAAUGGUGUAGAUCAUCAGGUAGUGUAACUGUUAAAGUUGACAUAUAUAGCUUCGGAAUUGUUCUCCUUGAAAUAGUUUGUUCACGCAGAAAUGUUGAUGAAUCACAACCAGAAUCUGCCUUUCAUUUGCUUACAACGUUACAGAAGAAAGCUGAUCAGGAUAGAGUAAUAGACAUGGUUGAAACUUCAGAUGAAUACACACAGGGUGAUAGAGAAGAAAUGCUCAGGAUGAUAAAGGUUGCUGCUUGGUGUUUGCAAGAUGACCCAGAAAAAAGGCCUCUCAUGUCCACUGUUUUGAAAGUGUUGGAAGGGGUAAUGGAGGUUGAUUCAAACAUCAAUUAUCAGUUUUCGCAUGCAUUGAUUUCUUCUUCUGUUGGUAACAACCAUGUUUCUUCAGCAGCACCUCUAGCAUCUGUUCUUUCUCAUCCUAGAUGA
Messenger RNA from Dovyalis caffra, 1806 nucleotides. The record is from the annotation of a GenBank genome assembly. Lineage: Eukaryota; Viridiplantae; Streptophyta; Magnoliopsida; Malpighiales; Salicaceae.